AAAAGCAUGCGGUCGACAUUUUUGACAUUUGUUCAGUUUCGUUGAUGUUUGAAUGCACAUGGUUUAUUUGAUAUUUCAUAUUGGGGAAUCAACAUAUUCAUUCUAGAGACCUUUACAAUGAAAGUGAAUAAUUUGAAGAAAAGAAAAUCUGAAAAGAAAACUGGUUUAACGCCGACCAUCUCAAAAAAUCAAACCAGUGCAAAUCCGCAGUGGAAAAAAGUCAAAUUGAGCGGUAAUUUGCUAUCGAUGGAUGAUGGUGGUGCGGGGCUUGAGGGUUUGCUUGGUUUGGAAAUUUUGGAGAAUUACGGUGACACCAUAACAGUAACAAAAGGAAAGCAGGUCAGAAGAAAAAAGACAUCAUCUGUUAAAAAGGAAAACAAUGAUGACAGUGAUGACGACCAGCCGCGUUGCAGCAAAAAUGAACUGAAAAAGAAAAAACGAAAGCUAAAAGAGUCUAAGGAAAAAAAAAAGCUUAAAGAAAGUAGUGCAAUCGUACACCAUCCACCGGGGAGAUUUGUGCGUCCCAUUACUAAUUGUAAUGAUGCUGGCGAUGAUUCAAUAAAUACGAUUGAAAGUAGUAACCACUCAAUUGAACGGAAAGACGAUCUAAAAAAUUCAAAUAAUCAGAAACAAUACCACGAUAGAUCGAACCAAACUGUGUUGACAACAGAUGAUUUAAUUGGAUGGAAUGGAUUCGGAAUAGAUGAAUCCAUUUUGAGGGUGUUAGCUGAGAAAGGAUUUAAAGAGCCAACGGAAAUACAAGCGCAAACAUUUCCAGCCGCAAUAAUGGGACGUCGUGAUAUUUUGGGAGCCGCUGAAACAGGUAGCGGAAAGACACUAGCAUUUGGCAUCCCAAUAGUGAAUGCUAUUUUGGAAAUGAAAAAGCAUCCAGGAAAACUGUCUCAUUUUCGCAAGAUCGACAAAAAAAAUGAAAUGGCCGAAGCUGAAGUUGACAAAGACAAAUUAGAUGUCAAUUUAAUAAAAAAUAAUAAAGCCAGCAAACGCAAGCGCGAUGAUCGAGACAAUUUCACGCCACCACCAGAAGAAAUCAAUAACUUCCCUGAUUCAUUCAUCCAAAAGGGGUUAUAUGAAAUGAAUCGUCCGAGGGUUGAGAGUGAAAACUCAAAAGCUAAAUCAAAACCGUUAUAUGCCCUCAUUUUGACUCCAACCAGAGAGUUAGCCGUCCAGGUAAAAGAUCAUUUGGUCGCAAUCACUAAAUACAAUGAUAUUCGUGUGGCUGCUAUUUUUGGUGGCCUAGCUGUAGUGAAACAGGAGCGAGUUCUAUCAAAAUGCCCAGAAAUUGUUGUUGCAACACCCGGAAGAUUAUGGGAGUUGUUGAAUGAAGGAAACGAACAUUUAAACAAGUUGCCGGAAAUCAACUUCUUGGUUGUUGAUGAAACGGACCGAAUGAUUGAAAAGGGUCAUUUCGAAGAGUUGAAGUUGAUUUUAGAUCGUUUAAAUGCCAAUCGGCUACUGAAGGCCCAACGACAAAAUUUCAUAUUUUCGGCCACAUUGACCUUAAUACAUGAACUGCCAAAUUAUCUGAAACUGAAAAAUAUGAAUAAAAAACAUAAACAGUUCGAACCUGAAAAUGUUCAACAAAAGCUUGACGCGCUCAUCCAAUAUUUUGAUAUUUCACAACCAAAAAUUAUUGACAUAACUCAAACUGAGAGUAGCGUGGGAAAAGGUAGCGGAAUAGCAACAAAAUUGACGGAGUGUCGCAUUUCGUGCUCACAUGAUCAAAAAGAUUUAUAUCUUUAUUAUUUCCUACAAAAACAUCCGGGGCGAACCAUAGUAUUUUGCAAUUCGAUUGAUUGCGUUCGACGACUGGCAAAAUUGUUUAAAAUCUUAGAAUGUUCACCGGUUGCUCUUCAUGCAAAAAUGGCGCAGCGAGCUCGUCUAAAAAGUUUGGAAAGUUUUACAACAAAUCCAACGGGAUUAUUGAUAGCAACUGAUGUUGCAGCAAGAGGCUUGGAUAUUCCAAACGUAGAGCACGUAAUUCAUUAUCAAGUACCACGCACUAGUGAAAACUAUAUUCAUCGUUCUGGCCGAACGGCACGUGGAAAUAAAGAAGGUAUCACAGUUCUAUUUAUGGAACCAAAAGAAGUAAACGAAUACGUCAAACUGUGUAGAACAUUAAAACGAAAUGAAGAUCUUCCAACUUUUCCAGUAUCUGAACGAUAUUUGGCUGCUGUGCGAGAACGUGUUUCUUUAGCUAGAAAGAUAGAUGUUGAGGAGCUCCGUGCGAGACGUCAAAACGCUGAUAUCGGCUGGUUGAAGAAAAGUGCAAAAGAAAUGGACAUACUGAUUGAUGAUAAAAAUGAUUUUAGUGAUUCUGACCAUCAUAAUAGCUCUGAAGAUGAAGCUGGCGGCGGUGCCAGACAAAUCAAAGCUCGUCGUGAUUUAAGACACAUGAAAGGUGCUUUGAAAAAUUUAUUGGCAAAACCUGUAUUUCCUAAAGGAUUUAGUUACAAAUAUCCCAGUGCUGAACUGAUCGAUAACGAAUUCAACGAAAGGUCAAAUCAAAAUGCGGUGAAGGUUAUGAAAAAUGCUAUAGAAACAGCAAAUAAAAAACAAAAACUUACGUAUUAGGUUUUGCAUUUAAAUUGGAUAUUUUUUUUAUAUGAACAAUCAACAUUGUUUAAUAAAAUACAACCAAUCAAGAGCAAUCUCGAA
Sitodiplosis mosellana (orange wheat blossom midge) is the source of this 2676-nucleotide messenger RNA. Its product is annotated as ATP-dependent RNA helicase DDX24. The record is from RefSeq and is a predicted model, not a curated record. Lineage: Eukaryota; Metazoa; Arthropoda; Insecta; Diptera; Cecidomyiidae. Gene Ontology annotation, molecular function: RNA helicase activity; ATP binding; nucleic acid binding. The transcript is spliced from 4 exons. Bases 118 to 2592 code for a protein of 824 amino acids. Gene Ontology annotation, cellular component: nucleolus.